AUGUUUGAACCUCCGGGGGAUACUCCCCUGGCCGACCCUGGAGUCUAUAGGCCUCCACCUCCUAAAGGACAUUAUUCCGGAGACGAGGUUUCGCGAGCUUACACUACUGUAGGUAAUAUAUCCCGUAACCAGUCAGCUAAAGACAUUACUUGCGUCACUCUAUCUAUAGCACCUUUCUGCCACUGGAGAUUACAUGAUGACCCAAUGGGCAGCGACACUAUCCCACUACUUGUGGCAUUUAUCUAA
Messenger RNA from Danaus chrysippus (African queen), 246 nucleotides. The record is from the annotation of a GenBank genome assembly. Lineage: Eukaryota; Metazoa; Arthropoda; Insecta; Lepidoptera; Nymphalidae.